UUUAUUAAAGAUGGCGACUUCCACGGUCAGAGAGGUUCCGCCGUUUUUGUCAUUUGUUUUCUAAAGUUUCCUUGCAUUUUAAUCGUUAGUUCCGUGAAGCAAUGUAUCAGAAGCAGUAGUUCAGCUACCCUUUUAUUCGCGGAAAGAUGAUUGACCAGUUUGUCAGCGGCCUGAAAAGCCGCAGUGAGGAGAGGAGGACCAGGACGGCCAAGGCCCUGCAGCACUAUGUCACCACCGAGCUACGGGAGGUGUCGCAGGACGAGAGGACCUCGUUCAUGGACGAGCUGAAUCAUCACAUCUUUGAGCUGGUGUCCAGUCAGGACGUGAACGAGAAGAAGGGUGGCAUCAUGGCAAUCGUGAGCCUGAUCAGCAUUGACAGCGACAACGCCCACCGCAUCACCCGCUUUGCCAACUACCUGCGCACCUUGCUGCCGUCCAGCGACGUGGCGGUCAUGGAGAUGGCCGCUAAAGCCAUCGGCCGGCUGGCCAUGGCCGGCGGGACCUUCACGCCGGAGUACGUGGAGUUUGAGGUCCGCAGGGCGCUGGAGUGGCUAGGGGGAGACAGGAACGAGGGGCGCAGACACGCUGCCGUGCUUGUCUUGCGUGAGCUUGCUGAGAACACCCCGACAUUUUUCUUCCAGCAAGUGCAAAGCUUCUUUGACCACAUCUUUAAUGCGAUCAGGGAUCCAAAGCAAGCCAUACGGGAGGCAGCCGUAGCCGCUCUAAGGGCUUGCCUGGAACUGACCUCACAACGCGAGACUAAAGAAAUGCAGAAGCCACAGUGGUACAAGCAAACCUACUUAGAAGCAGAGAAAGGUUUUGAGGAGGUGACGUCCAAAGAGAAGGGCCUGAAUCGCGACGACCGUGUCCACGGUUCGCUGCUCAUCAUCAAUGAACUCAUCCGGAACAGCAGCAUGGAGGGAGAGCGUCUUCGUCGAGAAAUGGAGGAUGUUUCUCAGGAACAAUCUCAACAUGAACACAGCUUUAAGCCACCUACUCCGGAGCAUUGGUACCGGCGUAAUCGCAAUCGUUUCCUGCGAUUGCCUAAGGAGUUCCACAGUACCAGCCUCAAGUCUCGCCUCAGCAUCCUGUCCUCGGGCGUCGGCCAGGGCCUGCAGCACUCACAGCGCUCCUCGGUCACCGGCGCCCUGUCCUCCCUGGUCUCCCCCAGCCUGCAGCCCAAGCCCCGGUUCGUGGAGAGCCGCUUCUGCCGUGAGCUCAUGGAAUCUAAGUUUGACGAGGUUUGUCAACAGGUACUGAAGUACCGUAACAGUCGUAGUCCCCUCAUACAGCAGACACUGCUGACUCUCAUACCAAGACUGGCCGCCUUCCAACCUGCCAGAUUUGUCAGUCUAUACUUGGAUGAUUCGGUUCAGCAUCUCUUGAAUAGUUUGAGAAAGGAGCGAGAGCGUUCCAGUGCCUUCCAGGCCGUGGGUCUGUUGUCUGUUGCUGUCAAGCAUGAGAUCAUGCCGCAUCUGCAGAACAUCCUAGUCAUAGUCAAGGCCUCUCUGCCACACAAGGACUACCACAGCAAGAAGCACAAGACGAGCCCAGUAGACCCCUCUGUCUUCACCUGUAUCAGCAUGCUGGCCAGGGCCGUGGGUAACAACAUCUACGGUGACGUCAAAGACAUCUUGGAACCUAUGCUGGCUGUUGGGCUCAGCCCCGCCCUGACGGCCUCCCUGCAUGACCUAGCCCAGCAGAUCCCCCGCCUCAAGAAGGACAUCCAGGAUGGCCUCCUCAAGAUGCUGUCCCUGGUGCUGAUGAACAAACCCCUCAAGCAUCCCGGCACGCCCAAGGGCCUCAUGUCUCCAGUAUCCCCUGCCGGUUCCAGCCAAGGAGCCAGCGAGUUUGGCGACAUCACCAGCACGGUGCUGGCCCUGCAGACCCUGGGCAGCUUUGACUUUGAGGGCCACUCCCUGACCCAAUUCGUCCGUCACUGCGCUGACCACUUCCUGUCCAGCGAGCACAAGGAAAUCCGGGCCAAGGCCGCCAGGACUUGCGCUCAGCUCCUGCAACCAUCGAUCAACCUUCGUUCCAACCGACCCCACCCAGUCAGCACUACUAACAUCCAGGUGGUAGCUGACGUGCUCAGCAAGCUUCUAGUAGUUGCCAUCACAGACUCAGAUCCCGACAUUCGCUACUGCGUGUUAGCUUCCCUGGAUGAUCGCUUCGACGGCCACCUGGCCCAGGCAGAGAACCUUAGCGCGCUGUUUGUGGCCCUCCAUGACGAGGUGUUUGAGAUCCGGGAGCUGGCCAUGUGCACCAUCGGCAGACUCAGCAAUCUCAACCCGGCCUUCGUCAUGCCAUCCUUGAGAAAGACUCUAAUACAGAUUCUGACCGAGUUGGAGCACAGCGGUGUGGGUCGUAACAAGGAACAGAGUGCCAGGAUGCUGGCUCAUCUGGUGUCUAACGCACCCCGCCUCAUCAGACCCUACAUGGAACCAAUACUCAAGGCGUUGAUUCCCAAGCUGAAGGAGGCCGACCCCAACCCCAGCGUUGUCAUCAACGUCCUGGCAGCCAUUGGAGAACAGGCUCAAGUGAGUGGUACGGAGAUGAGAAAAUGGAUGGACGAGCUUUGCCCAAUCAUUCUGGACAUGCUACAAGACUCGGCGUCACUCCGCAAGAGAGAGGUUGCUCUCUGGACCCUGGGCCAGCUAGUGGAAAGCACAGGCUCGGUGGUGGAUCCUUACAAGAAGUACUCCAACCUCCUGGACGUGCUUCUCAACUUCCUCAAGACGGAGCAGUCGGCUAACAUCCGCAGAGAGACCAUCCGAGUUCUGGGCUUACUGGGUGCCUUGGACCCGUACAAACACAAAGUCAACCAGGGCUUUGUGGACAGUCACGGGGAGGGUGGAGCCGCGCUGAGCAUGUCAGAUGUCAAGAUAGGAACGGAAGGGGAGUACACCGCCAGCGAGAUGCUAGUCAACAUGGGCAGCGCCACCCUGGAGGAGUUCUACCCGGCCGUCGCCAUAGCGACCCUGAUGCGCAUCAUGCGUGACUCCUCAUUGGCCAAUCACCACACGGGCGUGGUCCAGGGCAUCACCUUCAUCUUCAAGAGCCUCGGUGUCAAGUGCGUCCAGUUUCUGCCGCAGAUCAUGCCCACCUACCUGAACGUCAUCCGCACCUGUGACGCUGGCAUCCGUGAGUUCCUUUUCCAGCAGUUGGGUAUCAUGAUCUGCAUCGUCAAGCAGCACAUCCGUAACUACCUGGACGACAUCUUUGAUCUUGUCCGAGAUUUCUGGACAGUGAACAGCCCGCUACAGAACACAGUGAUCCUGCUGGUGGAGCAGACUGUGGUGGCCCUGGGCGGUGAAUUCAAGCUGUACCUGCCGCGUAUCGUGCCUCAGAUGCUGCGCGUCUUCAUGCACGAUAACAGCCAGGGACGCGUUGUCACAACCAAGCUCCUGAAUGCUAUGCAGAAGUUUGGUGCCAAUCUGGAUGACUACCUGCAUCUGCUACUACCACCGGUGGUCAAACUCUUUGACUCUAAUGACAUCCCCAUGACUGUCAGGAGAACUGCUCUUGAGACCAUAGACCUGCUAUGCGGCACCUUAGACUUCACGGACUUUGCUUCCCGCAUCAUCCACCCGUUGGUCCGCACCCUGGACACCACCCCGGAGCUGCGCUCCAUCGCCAUGGACACCCUGGAGUCCCUGGUCCUGCAGCUGGGCAAGAAGUACCACAUCUUUGUGCCCAUGGUCAACAAGGUGCUGGUCAAGCAUCGCAUCGUCCACCAGAAGUACGAGACCCUGGUGCUCAAGAUCAUCAAGGGAAACUCCAUUGCAGAGGAUGAGUUGCUCCUACUGCGCACCAGGGCCAAGAAGGCCAACCAGAAGGACGACGGUAACGCCGGCAUGGAACCUGUCAGUCUCAAGAAACUCCACGUCAAGACUAACAAUCUCACCAAGGCAUGGGCCGUGACUCGCCGUGUCUCCCGCGAUGACUGGGUGGAGUGGCUACGUCGUCUGAGCGUUGAGCUUCUCAAGGAAUCGCCCUCCCACGCCCUGAGAUCCUGCUGGGCCCUGGCCCAAGCCUACAACACGCUGGCAAGAGAUCUAUUCAAUGCCGCCUUCGUCUCGUGCUGGUCGGAGCUGACUGAGACGGAUCAGGACAGCCUGAUUCAGAGCCUGCAGAAGGCCCUGACUUCACAGGACAUCCCGGAGAUUGUACAGAUCCUACUGAAUCUUGCCGAGUUCAUGGAGCACUCAGACAAGGGCCCAUUACCACUGAACACCAUGCUACUCGGUGAGUGUGCCUCUAAGUGCAGAGCCUACGCCAAGGCACUACACUACAAGGAGGAGGAGUUCCACCGAGGACCAAACACUGAAAUACUGGAGGCUCUCAUCAGCAUUAACAACAAGCUACAUCAGCCAGAGGCAGCCUAUGGAGUCCUGCAAUAUGCCAUGAAGAACUACCGCGCUGAAUUGCAAAUUCAAGAGACUUGGUACGAGAAGCUCCACGACUGGGACAACGCCCUCCUUGCCUACGAGAAGAAGCAGAAAGAGGACCCAGAUGAAUUCACACUGACCCUGGGCAGGAUGCGCUGCAUGGAGGCUCUCGGAGACUGGCGACAGCUGCAUGACUUGGCCUGCGAGCGUUGGCCGAUGGUGACAGAUGAGGGCCGGCAGGCGAUGGCGCGCAUGGCCGCGGCGGCUGCCUGGGGCCUAGGCAACUGGGACAGCAUGGAGGAGUACGCAUGCCUGAUACCCAGGGAGUCCUACGAUGGAGCCUUCUACCGCGCGGUGCUGGCCGUUCAUCAGGACCACUUUGGACAAGCCCAGCAGUGCAUUGACAAGGCGCGUGACAUCCUGGACACGGAGCUGACGGCCAUGGCCGGGGAGAGCUACGACCGUGCCUACGGCGCCAUGGUGUCCGCUCAGAUGCUGUCUGAGCUGGAGGAGAUCAUCCGCUACAAGCUGGUCUCGGAGAGACGGGACAUCAUCAAACAGAUGUGGUGGGACAGACUCCAGGGUUGCCAGCGUAACGUGGAGGAUUGGCAGCGGAUCAUCCAGGUCCGCUCGCUGGUCAUCAACCCUCAGGACGACCUCCGGACCUGGCUCAAGUAUGCCAGCCUCUGCCGCAAGACUGGACGCAUGCAACUCUCCCACAAGACCCUGGUGAUGUUGUUGGGCGUGGACCCUAAGAGCAUCCAGGACACGCCAUUUGAGGCCCUGGCGACUGUCAAGCACCCUCGGGUGGUCUUUGCCUACCUGAAGCACAUGUGGAAAGAGGACAAACAGACGCAGGCUUUUGAGCAGCUGGGCCACUUUGUGCAUUCCACCUUGACCCAGCAUAUGUCAUCAGGGAUGGGGUCAACAGAAGAGACUGAACGCAGGGAGCUACACAAACUCAUGGCAAGGUGCUACUUGAAGCUGGGUGAGUGGCAGCAGAGUCUGGAGGGCACCAGCCAGCACACCAUUGAGGAUAGUCUGGUCUACUUCAGCAAGGCCACUGAGCAUGACAGGGACUGGUAUAAGGCAUGGCAUUCCUGGGCCUUCAUGAACUACGAGGCCUGCCUGUACUACAAGCUGCAGUCGGCCACGUCCACCUUGCCCUUACCCCCGCCCCCGGCCACCAGCACGCCCAAGGGCAAGGCGGAGGAAGGCGGGGCCGAGGAUGUGGUAGAGCGAGGGGAGGGGCUUGAGGAGACCAAGGAGGAGGAGGUCGUGGAGGAACCGGACACGGAGCCGAUUGAGGAUAGCGGUACCGAGCAGCAGCUGGUGUCGUCUCAGAUGGCCAUCCAGAAUUACAUCCAGAAGUAUGCGGUGCCGGCCGUGCAGGGCUUCUUCCGUUCCAUCGCGCUGUCCCGCGGCAACUCCCUGCAGGAUACGCUGCGUCUCCUGACGCUGUGGUUUGACUACGGCCAGUGCAGCGAGGUGUACGACGCCCUGGUGGAAGGCAUCAAGUCCAUCCAGAUUGACACCUGGCUGCAGGACACCUGUAUGCACUACUAG
Messenger RNA from Patiria miniata (bat star), 5957 nucleotides. RefSeq names its product serine/threonine-protein kinase mTOR-like (gene mtor). The transcript is spliced from 42 exons. Gene Ontology annotation, molecular function: protein serine/threonine kinase activity; protein binding. Gene Ontology annotation, cellular component: TORC2 complex; nucleus; TORC1 complex. The record is from RefSeq and is a predicted model, not a curated record. Lineage: Eukaryota; Metazoa; Echinodermata; Asteroidea; Valvatida; Asterinidae. Bases 147 to 5957 code for a protein of 1936 amino acids. Gene Ontology annotation, biological process: negative regulation of macroautophagy; protein phosphorylation; TOR signaling.